Messenger RNA from Alternaria ventricosa, 804 nucleotides. RefSeq lists its product as uncharacterized. The transcript is spliced from 2 exons. The coding region runs from base 1 to 804 and encodes 267 amino acids. NCBI's taxonomy places the organism in Eukaryota, Fungi, Ascomycota, Dothideomycetes, Pleosporales, Pleosporaceae. The record is from RefSeq and is a predicted model, not a curated record.
AUGACAAAAUUGCCGAUAUUUCAAGACUACGAGGCCGCUGUCGUGAAGGGUACUAGGCUACUCCAGAUACUGGCCGCGAGGGACAAGACACAAGUUCAAAGCGCAUUCGAGGAAGUACAAGAACUAGCCCAACGUGGCUACCUUCUGAAGCCUCAAGACAAGUUCUUUGAAAUCGACUGUAUCGCCGAUGCGCUCUGCGAUCUAGGUGUCAGCGACAAGAUGGUGUAUGAUGGCGGAGAGAACAUGAGAACACAUCAUGUGCAUGACUGCGACGGAGCAGCAACGCGAGGAGAUGAUACGACAACACACGGCUACUUCUCCCAAGUCAGCAACCCACUGUCUGGUGUCUUGAUCGCAGACAGUAAUCUCACUCGCACGCAUGCAGCGAAAUUUGAUGACGCAUGGGAAGAAGAAGCUAUAGGACUAUCGCCACUGCGACACUGGUCAGACGUAGCGUUUCUACAAUACCUUUCUUCUUUCCCCGAACCACCCGUACGGCCGAUUCCGCUCAACUACGUCUUUCGCGUCCAGAUACAAAACGCCGAGACGUCUCUGGUGCUCAACAAUAUUAUCAGCAAGCAUGGCACGUUUACAUUCGAGUUUUGGCCUGGUAUCACGUUCGGAAUGGACACUGAAGAAGGCAAGGCAAUCUUGGGGACGCCGAAUGGUUGUGGUGUCGCUUGGAUGCUUAUUCAACAUAAGAAGGCGUUUGGAGAGAAGAAUAUUGAGAAGGUGACUUUAUUCCAUGCGGCAAAGAAGGAUGAUUUGUUUAGAUGGCCGACUUUGCUGUUUUGGAUUGUGUAG